UCGAGCGCGCCCGCACUCACGGCCGCUGCUCGUCGCUCUAGCGCCAAAACUGCCGCGCCGCUCGCGAUGGCCACGUCCGCUCGCUCGCGCGCCGUACCGCUGCUCGUCGCUCGGAGAGGAGCGCGAUCGGCCCGCUCCUUUUCGUCCGAGAGCAGCUCGAGCUACUCAAAGCUCACGACUGGCUUCUCCUCCCGCAUCUCCAACGUGCAGGAGAGCUUCUUCUACCCGGUCGACCGCGUCGUGGUCAACGUUCCCGCCACGACGGCCAACCUGGGGCCCGGCUUCGACUCGUUUGGCUUUGCGCUCGACGUCUGGAACCGCGUGAUCGUGCAAAAGUCGGACCGGUUCGAGAUGGUCGUGGAGGGGGAGGGGGAGGGGCGGAUCUCGCUGACCGAGGACAACCUCGUCGUGCAGUGCGUCCGCAAGGUGCUGCACUCGCUCGGCAAGGAGAUGCCUCCGCUGCGCUUCGAGUGCCAGAACGCGGUGCCUCCGACGCGCGGGAUGGGCUCGUCGUCCGCGGCGCUGGUGGCGGGGCUCGCGGCCGGGCUGGCGCUGGGCGGCAAGGACGUGACGACGCCGGCCAACAAGAAGCUGCUGCUGCAGCUCGCCGCAAACGAGGAGGGGCACGCCGACAACGUGGCGCCCGCCAUCUACGGCGGCUUCCAGAUCGCCUUCAACGCCGAGGGCCACUGGAUCACGCAGCGGGUGCACAUCCCCGACGGGCUGCAGUGCGUCCUCUUCAUCCCCGACGACGAGAUGCCGACCACCGAGGCGCGCGCCGUGCUGCCCGCGAAGAUCGACCGCAAGGACGCAAUCUUCAACAUCGCGCGCGCCUCGAUGCUGAUCAACUGCUUCGCGACGUCGCAGUUCGACCCUCUGCGGAUGGCGAUGGAGGACCGGCUCCACCAGCAGUACCGCAAGCACAUGUUCCCCUUCGAGCCAAUCAUAAAGGACGCCCUCGAGGCGGGCGCGCACGGCGCCUUCCUCUCCGGCGCCGGCCCGACGGUCCUCGCCAUCACGGGCGGCGUCGGCAUCGCAAACGUGGGUUCCGACACCAUGUCACAGUUCCUCGCCGAGGUGGUGUCGGACGCGAUGGUGUCGUCGGCGGCGCGCCUCGGGGUGCGCGGCACCGCGCACAUCGCCACCCCUUCCUACUUCGGGCUGCACUCCAACGGGUACGACCGCGACGGCGAGCAGCUCUGGUGAGGUGGCGACCCUCUGUCGCCGCCCGCGACUCGGCCCGCGACUGGUCUCGCUGCGCCGGCGCAGCCGCGCGUCGGUCUCUCUCUCCAAUGUGGCCACUCCCACCUACCCCCGGGCCGUCCGUUCGCACGCGGCGGUCGUGCUAUAAUAUAUUAUAAUGUGUUGCUGCACACGAACCCUCGCGGUCCCUUCUGUCUGUUGCGUGUCGCAUUCUUUUUAUAGCAUGCUCUCUCUAGUAGCUC
Emiliania huxleyi CCMP1516 is the source of this 1445-nucleotide messenger RNA. RefSeq lists its product as hypothetical. The record is from RefSeq and is a predicted model, not a curated record. Gene Ontology annotation, biological process: L-threonine metabolic process. The transcript has 6 exons. Bases 67 to 1206 code for a protein of 379 amino acids. Gene Ontology annotation, molecular function: homoserine kinase activity; ATP binding. Lineage: Eukaryota; Haptophyta; Isochrysidales; Noelaerhabdaceae.